AUGACAGAUCGAUUCAAAGGCAAACGGUGUGUAAUAUGUGGUGAUCGAGCAAUUGGUUAUAAUUUCAAUGCGCUUACAUGUGAAUCGUGUAAAGCCUUUUUCAGGCGGAAUGCUCUAAAAACACCACCAAAAUGUAAAUAUCAAGAUAAUUGUGUCAUAGACAUCGAUAAAAGGAGAUUAUGUACACAAUGUAGACUCAGAAAGUGUUUUGAGUAUGGAAUGAACAAGGAUGCUGUUUGGACUGUUAGUGCUAAACAGGAGCGUAAAUUUAAAAUAGAAAUGAACAAGAUUAAACGUGAAUUGGAGCAUGAUUGUUUUACAAAUUUUCAAUCACCUCAACAAUCUCUAUCAUCAAUCAUAGCAUCGGUCACAACGACAAGUCUAGCAUUAGCUACUCGUCCAACAUUUCAUGAAUUUCUAAACCGUGAAGUCGAUGCUUAUGACCGAGCAAUAGCUCAGUCCAAUUUGUGGGACAAACUAUUUGCACGACUAGUUGAGGUCGAGAUGAGUGUCAUACCGAUUGCCGGACCCGUCAAACACUAUAAUCAACAAUUUAAUGAACAGGAAAUGUGUCGACUCAACGAUUUGUUUGUUACAAUCAAAAAGUUUGAGACACUGGCCCUCACACAUACCCAUGAAGUGACAACUUUAGAUACAAUUGCCAAUUCUGUGGCUCGACUUAACAUCAAUGAGUUGGUCAAUAUUGUCAAAUUGAUUGACACACUCAUCAAUUGUAGUCAACUGUGCGACGAUGACAGAGCCAAUCUCAUUAGGUUUAGUAGUUUACAAAUAUUGGCGCUCAGAUCCACACAAUAUUUUGAUGACACAGACGAAACUUGGAAAAUUGUUUUAAAUGAUCAUAGUGUAAUAAAAGUUAAGCUAGAUGCUAUUAGGCGCCAAAAUUGGACGGGUAAUGGUCCACUUCCACUAAACUCAAAAUAUAAAGAUUUUCUUAAAAAAGUAAUCAAAGAGUCGGGAUAUGACACCAAUGUUAUAGCAAUAAUGACAGCAAUAGUAUUAUACAAUCCAGAUCAUCCGGGAUUAAUUGAUAAACAAAAAAUCAAGCAUCGAUAUCACGACACUAUGCCUGAUGUCAUUAAAAGUAUUUUUAAUCUUUAG
This is a messenger RNA of Oppia nitens, 1119 nucleotides long. Its product is annotated as vitamin D3 receptor-like. Gene Ontology annotation, molecular function: zinc ion binding; nuclear receptor activity; RNA polymerase II cis-regulatory region sequence-specific DNA binding. Gene Ontology annotation, biological process: positive regulation of transcription by RNA polymerase II; negative regulation of transcription by RNA polymerase II; cell differentiation. The record is from RefSeq and is a predicted model, not a curated record. The coding region runs from base 1 to 1119 and encodes 372 amino acids. The transcript is spliced from 7 exons. NCBI's taxonomy places the organism in Eukaryota, Metazoa, Arthropoda, Arachnida, Sarcoptiformes, Oppiidae.